Messenger RNA from Silurus meridionalis, 3618 nucleotides. It is a transcript of the gene lnpep, whose product is annotated as leucyl/cystinyl aminopeptidase. The coding region runs from base 391 to 3435 and encodes 1014 amino acids. The record is from RefSeq and is a predicted model, not a curated record. Gene Ontology annotation, biological process: peptide catabolic process; proteolysis. The transcript is spliced from 18 exons. Gene Ontology annotation, molecular function: zinc ion binding; peptide binding; metalloaminopeptidase activity. Gene Ontology annotation, cellular component: cytoplasm. NCBI's taxonomy places the organism in Eukaryota, Metazoa, Chordata, Actinopteri, Siluriformes, Siluridae.
GCCACCUGGAGCAGAGCUACGAGUAAACCAGUGGAUUUAACACUUAGGGAGGAACAUGUGCUUCUAAAACAAGGAUCAGGAACCAGACUACUUAAACUUAUGUGCUGGCUUUCUACUGAUAUCCAUAAAAGAGCGAUUAUCCUUCUCUUUCCAUCCGAAGAAGUGAUCAGGACAGGACUGGGGGGGUUUUGUAGCAGCUCAGGAUGAUGGAAGUGAGCUAGCCUGCUAGACAAGCUAAGCCUGUUUUCUCCAGCACCUCAUUAUUUGUCUGGAUGAUCUUUUAUAACUGAGUGUGUGACUCUUUAAAAAAAAAAAAAGAUUUAUUUAAUCAGCAUUGACUUUUCUCUGGAUUAACGUUGCCACCGCUGGGUUGUGAACCGACUUCUAAAUAUGGAUCUGUUUGAAAACGAUCGAGCUCCACUUCCCCGGAACAUGAUAGAAAACAGCAUGUUUGAAGAGGAACCUGAUGUGGUAGAUCUGGCGAAGGAAUCGACCUCUUACCCCAUUGACUCAGAUGAAGUCCCAUAUGAGCCGCGCAGCUCCAGGCUGCUAGUACGCGGUCUUGGCGAGAACGAGUUAGAUGAUGAUGAGGAGGACUACGAGUCUUCAGCUAGACUCCUGGGGAUGUCCUUCAUGAACCGUAGUUCCAGCCAGCGCAGUGCCGCCUCCUCCUACGGCCGCCAGCAACCAUCCGGUUCAUGUCCGAAGCCAUCUGCAAAGACCAUGGUGAUAGGAGUCUUGUUCCUGGUUUUCAUUGCUUCAAUGGUCAUGGUCAUUUACUUUUUGCCCAAGUGCACUUUUUCCAAAGAGGGCUGCCACAAAACCAGCUCCCCCUGGGAAGUUAUCUAUCCAAUCUCCAAAAAUGGGGUACUGUUCCCAUGGACGAGCUUAAGGCUUCCAAACAGUGUGCGUCCAGUCGACUACGAGAUCUCGGUCCAUCCUGACCUGAACACCAUGACUUUCACUGGGAGUGUAGCCAUCACCCUGAUGGUCCAGCAAGAGACCAAGAAGGUUAUUUUGCACAGCUCUGAUUUAGAGAUACAGAAGGCCACUUUUCAAGGCAAAGAGGUAGAGAUCUUGGAGUACAAGCCCUGGCAGCAGAUUGCAGUCACAUUGUCAGAGGAACUUGAAAAGGGACAACAGUAUGUACUCACUAUCAACUAUUCAGCAAACCUCUCCAGCAACUACGAUGGCUUCUAUAACAGCUCUUACACUGACACGAGUGGAAAAAGAAGAGUUUUGGCUGCUACUCAGUUUGAGCCCCUGGCUGCCCGCAAGGCUUUUCCUUGUUUUGAUGAACCAGCCUUUAAGGCCAGAUUUCUAAUUAAGAUCAAGAGAGAAGCGGAAUACAUCAGCCUUUCUAACAUGCCUUUGGCCAAAACCACUUCAUUGUCAAAUGGGGUUUUUGAGGAUGAGUUUGAGAGAACCAUCAAUAUGAGCACUUAUCUUGUUGCAUUCAUCGUGGCCAACUUCAGUAGUGUCAGUGCAAAUGUCUCUAACACUCAGGUCUCCGUAUACGCAGUCCCAGAUAAAGAAGACCAAGUUCUUUAUGCUUUAAACGCAGCUAGCAAGCUUCUGGAGUUCUACAAUGGUUUCUUUGAAAUCAAAUAUCCGUUGAGCAAAUUAGACUUGGUGGGCAUUCCAGACUUUCUGGCUGGAGCAAUGGAGAACUGGGGGCUCAUCACAUUUCGCGAGACGACCCUGCUCGUGGGUAAUCAUUCCUCCUCAAUGGAUAAGCAGUUAGUGUCCUCCGUCAUUGCCCAUGAACUUGCACAUCAGUGGUUUGGAAACAUGGUCACUAUGCACUGGUGGAAUGAUCUCUGGCUGAAUGAAGGAUUUGCGACGUACAUGCAGUACUUGUCUGUCGAGAAAGUCUUCCCUGAGCUCGACAUUGAGAACGACUUCCUGGAUGUGCGUUUUAGAGCCCUCUCCAAAGACGCAAUGAAUUCGUCCCAUCCUGUUUCUGCUGAUGUCACUGCUCCAGCGGAAGUAGAAGAAAUGUUCGACUCCGUGUCCUAUGAGAAGGGUGCCUCUCUUUUACUCAUGCUGAAUGCAACAAUUGGCGAGGAGAUGUUCAAGAAAGGAGUGAUUGAGUAUCUGAAAAAGUAUAAUGGCAGCAAUACGAAGAAGGAAGAUCUGUGGAACAGCUUUUCACAGUUCUCAAAAUCGAUCGAUGUGGCGCAGAUGAUGAACACCUGGACUGUACAAAAAGGUUUUCCGCUGGUCACAGUGAACAUAACAGGCAAACAAGUGCAAAUAACACAAGAGCGUUUCCUCUUCAAUGCAGGCAACAUCACAGACCACAGCGAAUUGUGGCAAAUACCGCUGACUUACAUCAACGACACCUGCAGCCUCUCUGUCUCCUGCAAACAAGUGUUUUUUUUUAAGGACAAAACAGCCACCUUCGACCUUCCAAGCAGCGUGAAGUGGCUGAAGUUUAACUACAGGAGUGAAGGUUUCUACAUAGUGGACUAUGGCGAAGAAGGCUGGAAAUCACUGAUCGAGGGUUUGAAGGAAAACGUGUCUGUUCUUUCACCAGAGGACCGAGCGUCUCUCAUUAAUAAUGUCUUUGCGAUAUCAAGGUUAGGAAAAGUGUCCUUCAAACAAGUGUUAAAUCUUUUGGAGUAUUUAAAGAAUGAAACGGAAACCGAGCCUCUGACUGAAGCCCUGACACAGUUAAACUACAUCUACAGACUACUCGAGAAAAGAUCCGAGUUUAAUCUAGUGUCCAGGUUGGAGAACUACAUUUUUGAUCAUUUUGGCAAACUAAUGGACAACCAGUCAUGGGAAGAAGAGCCAUCUGUGUCUAGACAGAGUCUAAGGUCGAUCCUGAUGCAGACAGCCUGCUCCCUCAACAGACAGUCCUGCAUCGAGAAUGCCAAAAAACUUUUUGAUCAAUGGAAAUCCAUGAACAAGACGGUUCCUGGAGACCUCCUGAAAGCAGUUCUGUCUGUGGCAGCCCAAACCGAGGAAGGUUGGAACGUAAUUUUGAACUCUUAUGUGCAUUCCAUCUAUGACGCUGAGAAACGCAAAGCACUAGAGGCCUUAUCCAGCACUCGGGAUGUGCGGAAAAUCGCAUGGGUCCUAAAAGCAGGUCUUGAUGGAAGUCUGAUUCAGACCCCUGAACUUCCUCUUGUGAUUAAUAGAGUCAGCAGACAUUUUGCAGGUUAUCUGUAUGCUUGGGACUUUGUGAAGGAAAACUGGGAUCAGCUCACACAAAAAUUUCCAAUUGGCAGUUUCUCUUUGCAAAGCAUCAUCAUGUCUGUGACCAGCCAGUUCUCUACAAAGAGUCAUCUUGAGGAGGUUCAGAGUUUUUUCAGCUCUUUAAAGGAGAGAGGAUCUCAGAUGAGGAUCGUUCAGGAGGCCAUAGAGAACAUACAGCUGAACAUGUUCUGGAUUGAGAACAAUCUGGACAUACUCAGGAAGUGGCUGUAGGCUCAGAGGGGCCAACGUCCUUACACACCAACACACAACGCACAUGCCCCUCAGGUGACUAGGCCAAACACUUGUGAGUGAUGUAAAAGCGAUCACGGCCAGUGUCACAUGUGUGCAGAGAUGUGUCAGGGAUAAAACUUUUUCUUACUUCGUAUCUAUAUAUUUUUUAUUUUUAUUUUUAAA